Messenger RNA from Rubroshorea leprosula, 815 nucleotides. The record is from the annotation of a GenBank genome assembly. Lineage: Eukaryota; Viridiplantae; Streptophyta; Magnoliopsida; Malvales; Dipterocarpaceae.
AAGCCCUCUCUAAAAUAUAGAUUUUCUAAUACUUUUCAUUUAGAUAUAUUUUUGUACAAUUUUCUGACAUGAAUGGAAAUUAAUUUAAGCAACACUACUAAUAUUGCAGCUUACAUAAAAAAUGUGACACCAUUGCAGGUGUUAGCUCUCUUAAAACACCAAAGUGGACACCAAGAAAAAACGAACAUUCUUUCAGAUAUCUGGAAGGAGAGUUGGAGUAUGUACAUACAGGAUAAAGACUUGCUACCCGUUAUGGCCACAAUGAUAGCAGCGGCAACGUUCCAAGCCGGAUUGAAUCCUCCCUCAACUAUCUGGGAAAAUGGAGUCCAUCUUGAUAACAAAUGCAUUAUUACUACUCUAAAUUACCGACACACCGGGGGAUCUUUUUGGGUUAAAAUCGUGCCCAGCUUCAAGAUUCUAUGGUUUCAUGCUGUGCAAUACGCUUGCCUUUGCUGCCUCCAUCGUCCUCAUCCCAUUUCGCCAGGAUACAAGGAUGGCACCACCUCUGACAAAGAUUUCCCUUUUCUUCUUGCUUUUUACUUAACUUACCUUUCUAGGCACCAUUUCUCCUAGCGUAUCUUUCUUCGGUUUUAUCUAUGUUGUAAUGGCACUUAGCAUUUUUCUUCUCUUUUACAAACCAUUUAAAAUUAUCUUUAUUCGUCUCUUUAGCAAACGAAGCCGAAGAACCAACUUACAGGAUGAUGCAAGUUCAGAAAGGCUGUAGCAUGCGUCAGUUGUAAUAGCAGAAGUAAAGAUAUAUACUUCUACUUAUCAUAUGGAGUGCACCUCUGUUGUAAUAAAUUUAGUUUUGUUGU